AUGUCUUACGGCGGUAACAACGACUCUUACGGCUCGUCCGGCCGUGAUAACUUUGGAUCUUCCAACACCGACUCCUUCGGAGCCAGUGACCGCACUGGCGGCAGUGACGCUUUUGGCUCCUCUGGUCGUGACACCUUCGGCUCAACCGGUGCUAGCGACUCUUACGGCUCCAGUGGUGUCACCGGCGGCAGCGACUCUUAUGGCUCAUCAGGCCCGACUCUUUAUGGCUCAUCGGGCCGUGACAACUUUGGAUCUUCUAACACCGACUCCUACGGGUCUGGUGGUGUCACCGGCGGUAGCGACUCGUAUGGCUCAUCGGGCCGUGACAACCUCGGAUCCUCCAACACUGACUCCUACGGGUCUAGUGGUCGCACCGGCGGUAGCGACUCGUAUGGCUCAUCGGGCCGUGACAACCUCGGAUCCUCCAACACUGACUCUUACGGGUCUAGUGGUCGCACCGGCGGUAGCGACUCUUAUGGCUCUUCGGGCCGUGACAACUUUGGAUCUUCCAACAACUCCUCUUAUGGCUCUGGAGCUGGCUCCGGAGGCAACACCUCUUACGGCUCUUCCAACCGUGAUGAAUUUGCCGCGGGCCAGGGUAACGAUUCCUAUGGAUCGUCUAACAACGACUCUUAUGGAUCCAGCGGUCGCACUGGUGGCAGCGAUUCGUACGGCUCUUCCAACAACGAUUCAUAUGGCUCCUCUGGCCGUGGCGGUGACAGCACCAUGGGCAAGAUCAUGGAGAAGGCUGGUGAUGUGCUGAACAGCAGCACGCUCGAGGAGCGUGGUCAUGAGAAGCGCGAGGCUAAGGGUGCCUUCGGCAAUGACAACUACUAG
This is a messenger RNA of Penicillium maclennaniae, 837 nucleotides long. RefSeq lists its product as uncharacterized. The record is from RefSeq and is a predicted model, not a curated record. The transcript has 3 exons. NCBI's taxonomy places the organism in Eukaryota, Fungi, Ascomycota, Eurotiomycetes, Eurotiales, Aspergillaceae. Bases 1 to 837 code for a protein of 278 amino acids.